Daphnia pulex (common water flea) is the source of this 1203-nucleotide messenger RNA. RefSeq names its product alpha-(1,3)-fucosyltransferase C-like. The record is from RefSeq and is a predicted model, not a curated record. Lineage: Eukaryota; Metazoa; Arthropoda; Branchiopoda; Diplostraca; Daphniidae. Gene Ontology annotation, cellular component: membrane. Gene Ontology annotation, molecular function: alpha-(1->3)-fucosyltransferase activity. Bases 1 to 1203 code for a protein of 400 amino acids. The transcript is spliced from 2 exons.
AUGACAAGCCAUAAAUCUCUGAUGGAAGACUUGACUGUGAUUGAAUUGAUGGGCGAUAUUAAAAUGCCCAGUCAUCUGGCGAUUCCAUCAGCAUCGAAACCCAAAAGGAAAAAGCUAAAACGGAUUUUAUACUGGACAGAGUAUUUCGGAACUAAAGACUAUCCGUUCAAACUGGGCGACAAAACGUUCAAAAUGGCCGGAUGUCGUGUUAGCAAUUGCCAAUUGACGGACGAUCGGAAUCUAUUGAAUACCAGCGAUGCCGUCAUCUUCCACAUCAACGAUUUCGACGAUAGAGACUUGCCGGACCCAAUUCAUCGACUUGCCCAUCAGCGGUUCAUCUUUUACAAUUUCGAAACGAUGGAUGGAUAUCAAGACUAUCCAUUUUUCAAGAAAACUCACAACUUUUUCAACUGGACCAUGACUUAUCGGCGUGAUUCGGACAUUUACGACGCCUGGACUUAUGGCGCCAUUCGACGCCGGACCAACGCCCUUCCACCACCGACCAGCAUGCCCAUCAGACUGGGCCUGGAUGUUCUUCCGCCUGAUCCGGCUGCCAUGAUGAUGCCCAGCAGUCGACACUUAUUGCUGGCCAAAAAGACGAAAAUGGUCGCCUGGUUCGUCUCUCAUUGCCGCACUGAGAGUCUCAGGGAGAAAUAUUUCCAGUGGCUGGGCCAGCACGUUCCUAUCGACACGUACGGCAGUUGCGGAUCACUCAAAUGUGUUCCGGUGCGGAGUGAAAAGUGCGACGUUGAGUUGCUGGACAGUUACAAGUUCUACGUGGCGGCCGAGAAUGCCCUUUGUCCCGAUUACGUCACAGAGAAAUUCUACCGGGCACUGGCCGCCGACAUUGUGCCCAUCGUCUACGGAGGUGCCGAUUACUCGGCCUACGCCCCGCCCUCUUCUUACAUUGACGCGGGAGAUUUCAAAUCACCAAAAGCCCUGGCCGAUUAUUUAAAGUUACUGGACCAAAACGACGGCCUUUAUCUGAAAUAUUUCGACUGGAAAAAAAAUUACGAGGUGGUCAACUGGCCAGUCAGCGGCUGGUGUCAACUUUGCGAGAAACUCAACGAUGCCCAGCAGACACCCAAAGUCUACCAGGACAUGACGGACUGGUGGUUCCAUCAAAAUAUCCCGUGUCUAUCCGGAUAUGAUUACCUUGAACAUUUACUCCAACAAGACGCCAAAGAUAAUCAGCAAAGAUGA